AUGAGUGAUCAAUAGACAGCUAACACUUCAACUUAAUCAGCUGCACAGUCACUAUCUAGCUCAACAUCUACGACUACAACUGAUUCCAACUCUUCAUCAACUAAUUCAACCUUUGACACUUCUGAGCCCGAGGAAAACAAGUACAAACAGAUAUACUCCAAGAUGCAAAAGUCCUUCCUAGCAACAAAUGUCUCUUUAAAUACAACUUAGUACAUUGAGAGGUAGCGAAUGCUCGAAAGAUAUAACAAAUUCUCCAAGUACGAGUCCAAAAAUCACCUAAACCACUUCGUCUAGUAUGAUAAAUUCUGGAAAACCAUGCAAAGCGCUAUGAUCGUCUAUGAUACUGUGCUCAAGCAGUAAACUAUUGAUUUAGUCUUAUGUGAUCACUUCCUAGAGGGGGCAUUUGUCCCAGAACCAUAAUAGAAAAUCAUUUUAUGUGCUAAUACAUUGCUGAGGAGAGAAGACUUUGACAAUGCGAUGAAGCGCAUGCUAGUAAAGAUGUACGAUUAUAACAGAGCAGGCUCUACUUAUAAUCCUGAUAACUGCAAGCAUCUUGCCUGUACUGAAGUCAGAGCAGCACUAUUCAGUUCCAAAUGCAAUAUUAGAGACAGGAAAAAGACGAAAGCAUUGGCAUUACAAAAAACUCAUAAAGAUAAAGCUAUAGCGAAUGAGUUUUGUGUUAAAGAUCUUGCCAUAUAGCAUCUAAAAGAGAAGAGCAAGUGUUUAGCAAAGGCUGAUCGCUACAUUGACUAUGUAUUCGAGAGGUGUAAAAAUGAUAAUGCCCCUAAUAAUCUUAAUAAAAUAUCCAAGCUUAAGAGUUUUAACGACAUUAUGUGA
Molecule: messenger RNA, 837 nt
Organism: Stylonychia lemnae
Lineage: Eukaryota; Ciliophora; Spirotrichea; Sporadotrichida; Oxytrichidae
Source: the annotation of a GenBank genome assembly